Gastrolobium bilobum is the source of this 1467-nucleotide messenger RNA. RefSeq lists its product as uncharacterized. The record is from RefSeq and is a predicted model, not a curated record. NCBI's taxonomy places the organism in Eukaryota, Viridiplantae, Streptophyta, Magnoliopsida, Fabales, Fabaceae. The transcript is spliced from 9 exons. The coding region runs from base 223 to 1374 and encodes 383 amino acids.
GUUUGACAAUUUCAAUGAUUUGGGAGCGACGCAACUGAAACGCGAAAGCAGGGCAUGGAAUCUGAAAUCAUGGAUGUAACUCAACACGAGCAAAGAUGAAACAAACCCUUCUGUCUCCCCCUUAAGACUCUUUGGAAGGAAAGUAUCCAUUUUCUCUUAUCUCUCUCUUAACUGCUAACUAGUGAAGCUUAAAAACGCACUCUUUUCCUAAGAAUUACAACAAUGGCAAUUGUUACGUUGAUAAAGGAGUUGUGGGGGGUUCUCCAUUUCGUUUGCUCGUUACAAUUCUGGAGAAUGGCGUUGCUGUGGACGUUCUCUAUUCUAUUCUCUCAUUACCAAUUGCUUAAAGCUUCCAUCUUUUCUCAGAAACUCAUAUCAUAUCCUAGGUGUUCCCCUUCCACAUCUACUCUUAGGCCUGUUUGCGUAAUAACUGGUGCAACAUCUGGCCUGGGAUUAGCUACUGCUUAUGAACUUUCAAAGGAAGGAUAUGUUGUUGUGAUUGUUGGACGAUCGCGGGAGUUAUUGUUGGAGACCAUAAAAAAGAUCAAAGCUUGGAAUGAAGAUGCCCACCUCAAAGAUUUUCAGGUUGACCUGUCAUCAAUUGAGUCAAUCAUGAAGUUCAGAGAGUCCUUGCGGCAGUGGCUUUUGGAUUCUGAUUUGCACUGCUCGGUACAAGUACUGAUAAACAAUGCUGGAAUACUUGCAACAUCACCUAGAGUCACAGCUGAGGGCUAUGAUCAGAUGAUCGGUACAAAUUACAUUGGCGCAUUCGUUUUAACCAAUCUUCUGUUACCACUUCUUGAAAGCAGUCCUGUAUCUUCCAGAAUUGUGAAUGUAGCAUCCUUUACUCAUCGAGCUGUUACUGAUGUGCAGGUUGAUGAGGGAACUGUAUCUGGGAAGAGGUUUUUGAGUUCAAGACAAUAUCCAUAUGCUCAGAUGUAUGAGUAUACUAAAUUAUACCUACUUCUCUUCUCAUAUGAGCUUCACCGACAGCUUUGCCUAAUCAAUAAAUCUCAUCAGAUAUUUGUCAAUGUUGCGGAUCCUGGAAUUGUACAGACAAACAUCAUGCGAGAAAUACCAGUAAGCCUAUCUUGUUUGGCAUUCUCUGUACUGAAACGUCUGCACCUAUUGCAACCCCCUGAGUGUGGGAUUAACUCCAUUAUUGAUGCUGCCCUUGCUCCACCAGGAACAUCAGGAGCUUACUUUUUUGGGGGAAAAGGUAGGACUAUCAACUCUUCCGCACUUUCAAGAGACGCUAAAUUAGCACGUGAGCUUUGGGAAACUACAUGUAAACUGCUAUCGGUGACCCCUUUUGGUGUUGAGACAAACACGUUAGCAUUGGAUCUCAUGUCAUGUCGUAAAAAAAAUGAAUAGGCGGUGCUUGCCUCGUGUAGAUAGAUACUAGUAUUUCAUACGAAGUUAUGAGGUUCUUAAUGUAGAUAUUAUAUAUACAAGUAUAAAAUUAUU